Caenorhabditis bovis is the source of this 873-nucleotide messenger RNA. NCBI's taxonomy places the organism in Eukaryota, Metazoa, Nematoda, Chromadorea, Rhabditida, Rhabditidae. The record is from the annotation of a GenBank genome assembly.
AUGCAAAGCGAUGGGACGGACUUCGUCGAUGAAGAUGCGCCGAUCAAUAACGCCGCUUUGGACCCCACAUUGGGCCAGGAAGACCAACAGCUUGUUCGCGUCGUUCUCCUGUUGAUCGUUGCCGGAAAAGUCACUUGGUACGCGCAACUUCACCAUCUCGGUGUCAAAACCAAAGCCGGUGUGCCCACAGGCUACUUUGCCAAAGUCGUCGCAGUGGUUGGCAAAUCUCAUCCAGCAGUUGACAUCGAUUCUCGAGACGAAGCGUCGGUUUCCCGAGUUUACCAAGCCAUUCACAGUGCAUCCACCAUCGCGGUCCUCAAGGUCAUAUUUACCGGCAAACCAUUCGUCCAGGAUCUUCAACACAUCGUCCGAGUCCCAUCUGCUGGCGGUUUUCCGGAAAUUUCGAUCGACACGGAUAUAAUCCUUCGCCAGAACGGACUCCAAGCCGGUUUCGCAUCACUUUCCGAUGUGAUCGCUGCCACCAUGCCGGAAAUCACUGUCACUUACCAGACCGCUCAGGCCCACCCAUUUCGCCACAAAAUCUCUUCCAACUAUAUCUGCGGUCCCAAUGUCAACAACCUCGACAGAUUCGAUAAAGAACCGUACUCAGUUCUGAUCAGUGCUUGCACCAGCGUCAUCCAGGUUCUCCGAGGCAAAAGUACGCUUGACAGAGCUCAAAUCUUCGCGACACCCGCCGAAAAGCAGGAUGGUCAUGAUCCAAAUUGGCAUAAACUCGUCAAAGCUUACCCCGUAUUCCGCGUGAAGAACUUCGGAAACGCCGAUGACUUCCUGGCGAAGGUGACCGGCGAAUCACAAAUAUUGCAUCAAUGGGCGUGUCUGAACAGUGCUAGCGAGCAUAAGGGUGGGGGUUAA